AUGUCCAACGCAACCACCGAAGAACCAAAAAAGACAGCAAAACGCGAUGCAUUACGCGCAACCGAGCACCGAAUCCAAAAAAUAUGGCAAGAUGCCAAAGUCUUCGAAGUGAAUGCACCGACUCUAGACGAGAUCUCGCUUGAACAAGAGAUCUCUGGCGAAAUCAAGUUGCAUGAACGGUACCCAAAGUAUAUGGGCACUUUUCCUUAUCCAUACAUGAAUGGAAGAUUACAUUUAGGUCAUUUUUUCACAAUUAUUAAACUGGAAUUUGCUACCGGAUAUGAACGAAUGAAGGGAAAACGGGCAUUGUUUCCGUUGGGUUUUCACUGUACUGGUAUGCCGAUAAAGGCAUGUGCAGAUAAGCUAGCACGAGAAAUAAAGGAAUUCGGUCCAAAUUUUGAAAUACCAAAUGAAAUAGAAGAUAUUGUUAACGAUUUAACAUUGAACGAUAGCACUGACCCAAAUUCUGCCGCAACUACCACAAAUUCCUCUAGCAUAUCCGGAAAAACUGUGAAUAAAAAAGGAAAAGUUGCGGCAAAAUCUACCGGACAGAAAUAUCAAUUUCAAAUUAUGCGUAGUAUCGGAGUACCCGAAAAAGAGAUUGCUAAUUUUGCUGAUGCAAAUUAUUGGUUAUCGUAUUUUCCGCCGUUGGCUAUUCAAGACUGUAAAUCCAUAGGAGCAAAAAUUGAUUGGCGCCGUUCAUUCAUUACCACUGACGUCAAUCCAUAUUACGACUCAUUUGUGUGUUGGCAAAUGCGAAAACUAAAAUCACUAAAUAAAAUAAAGUUUGGCGAGCGAUACACGAUUUAUUCACCGUUGGAUGGACAGCCGUGUAUGGACCACGAUCGACAAAGUGGAGAAGGUGUCGGACCACAAGAGUAUACAGUGAUUAAGUUGAAGGUUAUUGAGUGGAGCGAGAAGGCGAAAAGUGCAAUUACUCCAUUCGAGCAUUUGUUGAGUGAAAAAUCUAUUUUCCUUGUGGCUGCCACUCUUCGACCUGAAACAAUGCGAAUUACUUAUGGCCUUUUCAAAAUCAAUGAAACCGACAUAUUUUUGUGCACGAAACGAGCAGCAAGGAACAUGGCGUUUCAAGGGUACUCGAAUGAACGAGGUUUAGUAACUCAAUUAGCAGAAAUAAAAGGUGCUGCAUUAAUAGGCACAAAAGUUAAGGCCCCUCUAAGUAAAUACGAAGGCGUAUAUGUACUUCCAAUGGAGAACGUUCUGUCUACAAAAGGAACUGGUGUAGUAACAUCUGUUCCUUCCGACUCGCCUGAUGACUUUGCCACUUUACAAGACCUAAAGAAGAAACCUGAAUACUACAACAUUAAUCCCGCCUGGGCUGAUUUUGAACCUAUCCCCAUAAUCAACACCCCCACAUAUGGAGACUUGUCAGCGCCAGCUGUAUGCAAACUAAAGAAAAUCAAUUCACAAAAAGAUCGUGUGCAAUUGGCGGAAGCCAAAGAACUUGUCUACAAAGAAGGAUUUUAUAAUGGUACAAUGAUUUACGAGACUUUCAAGGGUCGAACUGUGCAAGAGGCGAAACCGCUGAUUAAAGAUUUGUUGAUAUCAACUGGUCAAGGGUUUAUCUACAAUGAACCGGAGAGUUUGGUGAUGUCUCGAUCAGGGGAUGAAUGUGUUGUGGCGUUGUGUGAUCAGUGGUAUUUGGAUUAUGGGGAGGAAAAAUGGCGAAAGCAAGCAGAAGACUGUUUGUCUAAAAUGAAUACUUACGGAAACGAGACAAGGCAUCAGUUUGAACAAACUUUGGCUUGGUUGAACCAAUGGGCCUGUGCGAGAUCAUAUGGUCUUGGUAGUAGAUUACCUUGGGAUCCACAAUAUUUGGUGGAAAGUUUAUCGGAUUCUACUAUUUAUAUGGCUUAUUACACAGUGGCUCAUUUAUUACAUGGAGGAACACUCGAUGGAUCAAAGCCAGGACCUCUUGGCAUCAAACCCUCCGAACUAACAGAUGAAGCAUGGGAUUACAUUUUCACUGACUCGGCUUCAUACCCCACCAACACCACAAUUUCCAAAGAAAAACUCGACACAUUAAAACGCGAAUUUAAAUAUUUUUAUCCGCUGGAUAUUCGAAUAUCCGGCAAAGACCUAAUCCCCAACCAUCUUACUUUUUUCAUAUACAACCACGUCGCCAUUUUCCCAGAAAAUUAUUGGCCAAAAGGUGUGCGUGCAAAUGGCCAUCUACAAUUAAACCGUGAGAAAAUGAGUAAAAGUACCGGAAAUUUUAUGACCGGCUCAGAUGCUAUUGAAAAAUACGGCGCGGAUGCUACACGUGUUGCGCUUGCUGAUGCUGGGGACGCAAUUGAGGAUGCUAAUUUUGAAGAGUCAACUGCUAAUGCGGCUAUUCUUCGUCUUUAUACUUUGAGGGAGUGGUGCGAGAGUCAAGUAAAGAAUAAGGAUGCUUUACGAACAGGUCCUGUGACCAGUUUCCAUGAUCAAGUAUUUAUUAAUGAGGUUAACAAGUUUAUACAAAUGACAGAUAAAGCGUAUGAAGAAGGCUGCGACUCACGCGACUGGUAUCGAGAAGCCACAUCGCAAGAAGGAAUGCAUCGUGAUUUGGUGUUGUGGUGGAUAGAAGUUCAAACGUUGUUACUUGCUCCGAUUGCACCUCAUUGGUCAGAACAUAUAUGGCAGGAUCUUCUGAAAAAGGAUAGUCUCAUUGUCAAUGCACAAUUCCCGAAAGCGACUGCAUCUCCGGACGAAAGCAUUCUCAAAGCCGCCGAAUACGUACGAAAAAUGAUCAAAUCCGUACGAGACCUUGAGAAUGCAACACAACGAAAGAAAAAGAAGGGAAAGGUCGAACAAUUUAAUCCUUCAAAACCGAAGCAUUUGAACUUGUUUGUGGCUACUAAGUUUCCCGAGUGGCAAGAUUCGACGGUCGAUGUAUUAAGACAGAGUUAUAAUGAGGAAACACAAACAUUCGACGACGCAAAAAUCCGCACAAUUUUAACCGAAAAAGGGCUCUUGAAAAACAAAAAAACAAUGCCAUUCGUGCAAGAAUUCAAGAAACGUGUCGAGAAAUUUGGCGCUUCAGUGGCAUUUGAUCGUGCGCUGUUGUUUGAUGAGUAUGACACACUCAUCACUACAUGCGAAUUCUUUAAACGUAGUUUGGGAUAUGAGAAGUUGGAUGUUUAUAAGUCGGAGGAAGUUGUUGGUGUUAAUACUGAUAGUCAUCCUGUUGAAGAUCAGAACGCGGCCGAGGCUGCUGUUCCUGGCGAACCAGGGGUUCCCACGUCACCUACAACCUCAACAGCUUCUUCCUCCACAAAUUUACAAGAAUCAACUAGAAUUGUGUCGGAGGCGGUGUUUAAACUAGGCUGGAGAGAUGUUGUUUAUAAAACCCGUGAUUUACUACUGCUAUAUAAAUUAAUUGGACACUUUUAUAAAUUUGAUUUAGGUGGAAACUGUUAUACAGCAACUGUGGAAGACAUGGGAACACGAAUAGACUCGCUCGAGAAGUCGCUUGGCGAAUUGAUGCAACAAGCUAUCGCGGAAGAGGUUCUUUUGCAGGAGGCGACUAACAACUAA
Messenger RNA from Ambispora leptoticha, 3540 nucleotides. NCBI's taxonomy places the organism in Eukaryota, Fungi, Glomeromycota, Glomeromycetes, Archaeosporales, Ambisporaceae. The record is from the annotation of a GenBank genome assembly.